AACAAGGAUAUUUUGUGAAAUCUUACAUGGAAGCAAACAGCAAAGCAAAGGGUAAAAACAAAGACAAUAAAAGACUAGAGAUUCUCUCUCUGUCUUGCUAAUAAAAAGCAAAGCCAAAGUGUAAGCAGCACAGGACACGACAUUAACCUCAGCUCCACACACACACACACAGAUCUAUCUGUCUAUCCUCCUAUUUUCCCAUAUCUCACAGAAACACACACCUGGGUCUUAUAUAGAGUAGUCUUAUAUAAGGGUUUCGAUCAUCAUCGUCUUGAGUGUCGGUGGUGUGAAAUAGAUUGAGAAAUAAGGCUAAUUGGGUUGCUAUCAGAUAUGAACUAGAGGGUUUGUAUUUGUUGAAAAAACGUGCAAUGGAAAAGGAGUGGAGAAACAACAGUGGAUUUGGAGAUCAUUGGUUGUUUGAAUCGUCAUUAUCCUCAUCAUCGUCAUCGUCGUCAUCUUCGAAGCAUUCUUCUUCUCCGGUGUCAGUUUCUUCCUGCUCACCUUUCUCUUCUAUUGGUGCGAAUUACAUUGAGCACACUGUGUCCAGAUUUGAUACGCUAGCUGGAGUUGCUAUCAAAUAUGGAGUAGAGGUGUCUGACAUUAAGAAGGUAAAUAAUUUGGUGUCGGAUCUCCAAAUGUUUGCACUGAAGACUCUUUACAUACCCCCAGGGAGGCAUCCUCCAUCUCCUAUCUUGACUAACGGUUCUGAAUCACAGAGGCCAAGAAGCUCUGAACGAACUCCUCCUAGACGAAGGCAUUCUGAUUUAUUUGAAUCCUUGCAAUCACUAAAGUUGCAAUCUCCUAAGCGAGAAGUUUCCCGAGCCAUGCAAAGUUUACAAGGCUAUUAUCAUCUUAAUUCACCAGCUGAAGAAAAUGGUAAUGGUCCUCGAGGAUGUGAAAUGGCUGUGUAUCAAAAAGGAAGAUCUCAGUACUUGGAGGAUGGACCAUUUGACAAAUCUAGCAUAGCUAAUGGUUUUAAGCUGGAAAACAGAGGUCGAGCUGAUGGCCUAUUAGUUCCAGAAUCUGAUAACUUAGCAGGAAGACGUCCAAAAUCUGAAACUGACUUCAAUUCUCGUGCCACUGAAAGAUUGCUGAAGGAGGAUCCCACCAACAAUGGAUUUUCGGUUUUUGCUGGAAAAGGUCUAGCGCUGAGACCCAAAUCAGCUGCUAGGACUGUGUCUGGAGCUGAUCUAGAAACAGUAGCCCAGGAUUGUGUAUCUACAGCUGUUGGGGAUUCUUCUUUGCCUAACAGUUUCAGUGGAGUGAAAAAAUCAUAUAGUACACCAAGUUUGCAGGACUCAGACAACAGUUCUUCCAUCUGGCCAAUAAUGAAUUGGAGCUUGAUGCAAGAUUUUCAGGCCCCAUCCCCUGCAGCUGUUACAAGACCAAUCUUUGACGGCUUGCCAAAACCAAUUACGGGCAGAAGGAACAAAACAGCACUCGAUUAGUAAGAUUCUUUAUAAAAAAGAAAAGAAAAAAGAAGCCAAUUACAAUUUGAUUUGAUAUAAUUCAUUGGCCUGUCCAUCGCUCAGAUGAGAUGGGAAUAUACGGAAAACACAAAGGCGGGCAAUAAGUUAUGUAAGUUCUGGUCAUCUAUAGUAUCCUCAUUUUCCUACAAGAUUUGCAAUUCAAGUCAAAUUUUGGAAAGGUCAUGUGGAUAGCAAAAUAGUGUAUUAUAAUGAAAUGAAAGCAUGAUGUUUCACCGGUGUAUAGCUAUUAAUUUACAGAACUAUGUUCUUGUUAUACUUGAAUACUGGAAUUGGUUUAGCCAUUUUGAAUCGGAGCAUGAGAUUUAUGUAUUUGAUUUGAUAACUCCA
Messenger RNA from Daucus carota subsp. sativus, 1817 nucleotides. RefSeq lists its product as uncharacterized. Lineage: Eukaryota; Viridiplantae; Streptophyta; Magnoliopsida; Apiales; Apiaceae. The coding region runs from base 369 to 1448 and encodes 359 amino acids. The record is from RefSeq and is a predicted model, not a curated record. The transcript is spliced from 5 exons.